Stegostoma tigrinum is the source of this 7431-nucleotide messenger RNA. It is a transcript of the gene fancm, whose product is annotated as FA complementation group M. Bases 93 to 6668 code for a protein of 2191 amino acids. Gene Ontology annotation, molecular function: four-way junction DNA binding; nuclease activity; 3'-5' DNA helicase activity. NCBI's taxonomy places the organism in Eukaryota, Metazoa, Chordata, Chondrichthyes, Orectolobiformes, Stegostomatidae. The record is from RefSeq and is a predicted model, not a curated record. Gene Ontology annotation, biological process: interstrand cross-link repair; replication fork reversal; double-strand break repair via synthesis-dependent strand annealing. The transcript is spliced from 23 exons.
GCGCCAGAUUUGAAUGUCGGGCGGCAGUUCGCGCCGAGUUGCCUCCUGUGGGUUGAGAGCACCAUCUGGGUUGUUCCCGAGAAGUUUCUCGAAUGAGCGGCGGGCGGCAGCGUACACUGUUUCAGAGCUGGGGCAACAUAGCGCCCCGACCUCGGUCCCAGUCUCAGUCCCAGUCCCAGGGCGGGAGGAGCGCUGAGACCGGGCCUACGGUAACUCCGGCGCCAGAGGAUGGCUUCCAAGACGGGGAGGAUGACGAUGUGCUGCUGGUGGCGGUGUUUGAGGCUGAGCGGUCCUUGGGCAGCCCUAAGCCGGGCUCUGAGAGCCUGCCGCCCGCCUCCUUUCCUGGCUUCGACCUGUCCUCUGGCGAUGUGUGGAUUUACCCGAGUAACUACCCCCUCCGGCCCUACCAGUUCGACAUGGCCCGGGCGGCCCUCUUCCAGAACACCCUGGUGUGUCUGCCCACUGGCCUGGGCAAGACCUUCAUCGCGGCCGUGGUCAUGUACAACUUUUACCGCUGGUAUCCCUCAGGGAAGAUCGUGUUCAUGGCCCCGACCAAACCCCUGGUCGCCCAGCAAAUCGAAGCUUGUUACAAGGUGAUGGGUAUCCCGCAGGAUCACAUGACAGAAAUGACAGGUAAGACACAGGCAUUGAAUCGGCAGAAUAUUUGGAAUGCCAAACGGGUUGUCUUCCUCACACCUCAAGUUAUGAUGAAUGAUCUUUCUCGUGAAGCUUGUCCAGCUGCUGAUGUGAAGUGUUUGGUUGUUGAUGAAGCUCACAAGGCACUAGGAAAUCAUGCUUACUGCCAGGUUGUUCGAGAGCUGUGUAAUUAUACAUGUCAGUUCCGUGUUCUUGCUUUGACUGCAACGCCAGGUAGUGACGUAAAGGCUGUACAACAAGUCCUUUCAAACCUGAUGAUUUCGCAUCUCGAGGUUAGGUCUGAAAAUUCCCUGGAUCUCCAGCCUUAUUCUCACCACAGACAGGUGGAGAAGUUUGUUGUUCCUCUGGGUACUGAGCUAAUUGCUAUCCAGUCUUUAUAUCUAAAGGUCUUGGAAUCAUUUACAGAACGGCUACUUAAGGCUGGAGCCCUAAUUCAUAAAGAUAUAACGACUUUAACCAAAUACCAAAUUGUUCUGUCACGGGAACAGUUUAGAAAAAACCCUCCAGCAAACAUAAUGGGAGCUCAACGAGGUAUGGUGGAAGGAGAUUAUGCUGUUUGCAUUAGUCUUUAUCACGGAUAUGAACUUCUGUUACAAAUGGGAAUGCGAUCAUUAUACUGCUAUUUGGAAGGCAUUAUGGAUGGAUCCAAAGGAAUGACACGAGUGCGGAAUGAGUUGUGCAAAAAUACUGACUUCAGAGAGUUGUAUGAACAGUUGAAAGCUAUGUUUUCAAGUGGAAGCAGCCUUUUUCAUUCACAAAUUGGGUCUGAAAACAGAAAACAAUUCCUCUACAGUCACCCCAAACUAAAAAAGCUUGAAGAGGUUGUCAUGGGACACUUCAAGACUUGGGCUGAAUCUGGAGGUCCAAAAAUAUCUGAAGGAAAGAAUAGUGGUGUAAAUACUCGUGUUAUGAUCUUCUCCUCAUUUCGGGAUAGUGUUCAAGAGAUUGCUGAGAUGCUCAGCAAACAUGACCCUCUGGUGCGAGUCAUGACAUUUGUUGGGCACUCUUCAGGAAAGAACACAAAAGGAUUUACGCAGAAGGAACAACUUGAGGUUAUGAAACGUUUCCGGGAAGGUGGUUAUAACACAUUGGUUUCUACAUGUGUUGGUGAAGAAGGAUUAGACAUUGGUGAAGUAGACCUCAUUAUUUGCUUUGAUGCUCAAAAGAGCCCCAUUCGCUUGGUACAAAGAAUGGGUCGGACUGGCCGGAAGCGCCAGGGCAGAAUUGUGGUUCUCCUUGCAGAGGGACGAGAAGAACGGAACUACAACCAGAGCCAGUGUUCCAAACGAAACAUUUAUAAAACUAUUCUAGGAAAUGGUAACAAGACCUUUCAGCUUUACUCCAAUAGUCCACGCAUGAUUCCUGAUGGUCUAACUCCAGUUGCGCACAAGAUGCACAUAACUACUGGCGAGUAUGAAUCAAGCAGUGUAACAAAGUAUUCAUCAAAAUCAGGAAGAAAGUCUAAUAUUUUACUUCCAGAAUCAUUCACAGUGCACAAAAGCUCAGCAACAAAACCGACCAACUGUAAAGAAGAUGGUUUGUUAACUCCAGAAGAAUUUGAAUCUUGGGACAGAAAAUUCCGGUUGAAAAGUGAAGAUUUAAGAACCCCAAAAUUCAUGCCAAUUUCAUUCGAGUUUGUAAAAGAUGUACCAGAAGCCACGGAACAUGAGAGUGGUGCAAUCAAUGAGCUUUCUCUGUCAGAAUGGAGUCUUUGGCAAAAUCGUCCAUUUGCUACAUAUUUGAUUGAUCACUCUGAUCGCUGCCUGCACUUCAUAAGCAUCAUGGACAUGAUUGAUUUGAUGAGACAAGAAGAGAGCAGUGACAAUUAUUCAUCAGCUAUCAUGCAGUAUUUAAAUGUGGAUGAUAUUUUUGAAGCACCUUGCAUGCAGCAAUGUCAAGUUGGAGAUACUUCUGUGGCAAAUAAUCGGGAUAAAUGUAAAAUGCAUCAAUUAAUGAAACCUAGAUGUGACAGAAAGAAAUGUGUUGAGAAGAGUAGCAUUUUUUGCAAAUUCGCAAGCAAAGCUAAUGUAUGCACUUCUUCUAAGACAAAUAAAAGGACAAAAAUUUUGUGUUCACCAUCUUGUUCUAGAACUGCAAACUCUGCAGAAACCAGAGAAGCUGCAUUUACCAUUAAGGGAAAUACUUCAAAAUCAAGUGAACAGAUCUGUCAGUUGGAGGAAAAAUUUGAAGAGGACUUAAAUGGUGAGAUACAGAAAGCAACUAAGUUUAUUGGGGCAGACAUAACAGAAAUCUUGGAGAGUCCCAUGAAAAUCUGUAUAAAUGUAGAUUCUGCUGGAAGCAAAUCAAUAAGUUCUGAAUACAAAAUUGUUGAUGCAAAGGAGAAAGAACAAAUUAAGUGUCACGAUUAUGAACCAGUAAAAGAUUACAAGGUAAAGGAAGUAGUGGCUGGAACACAUGAUCUGGUUUCCAAAUGCAAUGUUUCAAACUGUGUCAGCUCAGACUCCAGUAACUUAAUUAAUGAAAUGUCAACAAAUGGUAUCAAUCUGUCUAAACUGUUCUAUCUACCGGAUGGGCCCAUAGCUUGGGGCCACAGUUCAGGGCACACAUCUUCAAAUACAGAUUCUCAAAGGUAUUCUUUCUUACCAGAUGUUGAACAUCCUAAUUACGAUUAUGAUGUGCAUGUUCCUACAGGUGUAGAAAUAGUUUUAGAAAGAGUAAAAUCAUUUCUUGCUACCUCUCCCCCUGGACUAGACAUGCUUUCCUUUUGCGAAGAAGUGAAUUAUGAAGAAAAUAAUAUUUCAAAAAUCCCACCAAAAAAUCCUUUAAAUUCUGGCAAAGGAGGCAAUCAAGUUUUCAGUGGUUCACCAACUAAUAUUAAACCAACAGAUUUAGUGACUUGUAGAGAGCCUGAGGAUCUGAGUGAUCAUGUUGGCAUGCAUUGCAGUCCUUCCUGGGAUGAUUUAUUCGACAGUAAAGUUGAAGAACACUUCGAUCAAGAUUAUCAAGCUCAAUCUGGUGUAAAUCAAGAAGAAUUGCCUGAUCCUUUGCGCGAGUAUCAUAACUCCCCUGAUAAAAACAAAAACAGAACCAGUAAAAUCUUCAAGGACUGUAUAAAUGACAAGCUAUUUGCAUUUGAGGAAAGUUUGCCUUUAUUUGAAGAUGAACCAUCAUUUGGCAGCCUUUUGUCCCAGCAUGCUCCCAACUACAAAAAUUUUGCGAUCGGAAAGGAUGUUUCUGAACUGGUGAGGCAUUCUACUGGGUUGAACACACCACUGCUACAUCCCCCAGCAGUUCCUAAUAAUUUAAGAAACCAUGAAACUUGCAGGCCAUUUUUGCAUCACUCAUUUGACAAACAAAUGCUUCAUGAAAAUCUGUGCAUUCAACAGCAUAGAUCAGUGAUUGAUAACAGCAAUAUGUACAAUUGUUCAGAGGAAAUCCUUUCGGUCAACUUUGAUCUGGGCUUUUCAUUUGAAGACUUAAAUGAAAAUAGUGAUAUUUACAACGAAACGACUGAAUUGUCAGAGCAUCAUGCAGUCAAAUCAUCUUCUGAUAACACAGAUAUAAGAAAGACAGAACUAGUUGAAUGUAUCCCUGAGGUUCAGAAAAACCACAACAGCAAGAUUAUUUCAAAAUUAUUUGAAGCAGGGACGAAAGUAAUGAGAGAUUGUUCGACACCAGACUCUGGAAAGCACACACCAUUAACAUCAAGCAAAAUAGAAACCUUGCAUCUUAACAACAUUUGUUGGGCAACACAAGAUUCAGCUCUGCUCUCUCCAAAAUAUCAGUCUGAUCUUCCGGUACCCUCAGCCUUUUCUCCAACUAUUGCAGCUUUUACAACACCAGAAAAAAGGCGGUCGCCUCUCAAACUCUGUAAUAUGACUUGCUGCAACCCACUAUUUAAAAAUGAUCUAGUAAUUAACCAGCACCCUGCACUAAAUGUCACAGAAGUUUUAGUUGAUAAAGGAUCUUUGAAAGAAUCAGCAGCUUCAUCUAACGCUUGCACUGCAAUCCACAGCACACCGAGAAGUGAAAAGUAUGAAAAGAAGUCUGUUAUACAUAAGAAGAAUAUUUUUGGCAAAAUUCUUGAAACAUCUGUUAAUGGUGGGUGCAACAGUGAGAGUGAAGAUGAAGUUAUCAGAAAACCUCGUAAAAGAAUGAAACUUGGUGUUCUGGAAUCACCUGAGGUGACUGGUACCAGUGAGCUCAAUGCUCCUGUUUUACCCAACUGGAAAGCCAGGAAAAUGCUUAAUUUAGGCUUCACAAACUUUGAGGAUGAUGAUUUUAAAGAAACUUCUAACAAGAAUAAGAACAAUGCCAAGUUGUCUAAAAAUAUUCAUCAAUCCCGGAGGGAGCAUGUUGCUCGACAGUUUCUUGAUGAAGAGGCUGAGCUUUCCUCAGAUGGAGCUGAAUAUGUGUCCUCUGAUGAAGAUGAUUACGACAACAUCAACGAUGAUUCUUUGAAAAGUUUCAUCAAUGAUGAAUCGCAGCUUUCACAAGUUAUAAGUGAUGGUGACAUGCAAGAAAUUUACCUGAAGUCCGUACGUAGUCCUAAUAUCUACAAUAAGAAAAAGAUGGUCUUCAGUAAAAAUGAAAUGACUAUAUUUUCACAGAUUCCUGAACAGGAUGAAACCUACAUAGAAGACAGCUUUUGUGUUCAUGAGGAAGGUGAAGCAGAUAAUCAAACUGAAUUAAGUGGUGAUGAAAUUGUGAAUUUUGAUCUCUUGAAUGAUACUCCCAUUGGAAAAAACAAACCGUAUGCAACUAGGAGCAAAUCAAGAACAAAAACUGUUGAAAUAGAAAGUUGUAAAGGUGCCUUGACCAGAAAGAGGAAAGGCAGCCGGAUAAUUUUGUUGAAUGAUUCCAGUGAAGAUGAACAAGAUGUGAAUGUAAACUGUAAAUUGCCAAGAGAAAAUUUAGCACAAAACUACAAAAGUAAACAGACUGUUGAAGAACAAAAUACGUCACGUUAUCCAAACCCGAUCUUAACAGGUGACUGUUAUAGGCAGCGUUUGUUAAAAAUGACUGUACAACAACCAGCGUGUGUUGAUGGGGUUAAACCUUCAGAUCCUUGCUCAGGAAAUAGAUGUCAUGCCAUGCGCUUGAAUCUCCAGGCUUCAGUAUCUGAAGCAUUAGACUUUCAAUUAGAGCAAAAACGUCCAAGGAGGUGUAGUUCAACUACUGUCUCAGAUAUUACAUUGAACUCAAUGCAAGACAAAGGACAAGAUAAAUGCCAUGUGAGCAGACCUCAUUCCAUUAACUCUAUUGAAGCUGCCACAUUUUCAAGAUCAAGUGAAAAUCCAUGCAAAGACAUUCUGGUCAGCAAUCAACGGGCUGUAUCUCGUGGAACAGUUCCACUGAAGGUUCUUGUGGACAGUCGCGAAAUCUGCUCUGGGCCAAACCUGGUCUCCUGUUUACGCAUUAAACACAACAUAAAGGUUGAGAUUUGUAGUCUCAGUGGAUGUGAUUAUAUAGUGAGCAACCGAAUGGUGGUAGAGAGGAAAUCCUUAUCAGAAUUUGCUAAUAGCGUAAAUCGAAGUAAGCUUGUAGACCGGAUCCAGCAUCUUCAGGCCAUGUUUGAACGUGUGUGUAUCAUUGUGGAGAAAGACGGAACAAAACCAGGAGAUAUAGCUAGGAUAUUCCAGAGAACAAGAUACUAUGAUGGGUUGCUAACAUCUCUGACUGUUGCUGGAAUCAAAAUCUUGUUCAGCUGUGGUCAGGAGGAAACAGCUGGUCUGAUUGCUGAACUUGCCCAUGUUGAAAAAAGGAAGAAUGCAGCUAUAACUGUCCCAGUGGAGGUUCAUGGUCAUUGGCAACAAAUUUUACAGUUCUACCUCAGCAUUCCUAACAUCAGUUAUGUAACAGCUUUAAAUCUCUGUCAUCGGUUCAGCUCUGUGAAAGAAGUAGCCAACAGUUCAGUGGAUGAAUUAGCAUCUCGAGGAAAGGUUAGUCACCGCCAAGCUGAAGAAAUCUAUCGAUACUUUCACUAUGUGUUUGAUCGACAAAUGGUACCUGAUCAUCCAGGACUGUCUAACCGUAAACAAAAUGUAUAGCUAUAAAUAUGAUUGGCCUAAUGUGGACCUCUUUAAAUGCACUUUAUUUCUGUAUUGCUUUGCAAUCAAUGUACAAAUUAUGUGAAUAAAAUCUUUCACCGGUAUUUUAUCAGCAUAUUCAAAUGUUAUCAUUCUGACUCUGCCAUCUGACCUUUCAAAGUUCAACAACAGCCUAUAAACCUACUUGAAUUGUUUAACUUACUCAGAUAAACAACUAGUUACAAAAUCCAUUACAUUAAGAGGGGACUUGGUAUCUUUUAGAUUUAAGGUAUGUUUCAUUUUUGCUCAGCUACUUAAAUUGAGUUAAUAUUGAAUUCAAUUAUCAGUAAUUCAAUGAAAAUAUUGUUGGCGGCAUUGAUAUAAAUUUUAAGCAGCAUUGAAAAAUAAUCAUUUGACUAUAUUGGUCUUAUUUAUCCUUAUUUGCAGAUUCUGUCUAAUGGAAAAAAACCCAAAUCAUAAUUUAAGAUUACAAUAAAACAUCGUUUCUGUGAAUUUCUGGAAAAACACUAGUGGUCUCAGCACAUUCACAAAAUUUAAGAUCUGGAAACAGCAUGCAGUUUACAUUAAAAUUGUACUACUUGAUUCAAGUUAUGGAUCAGCCAAUUUGCCUGCAAGAAGUGCCUUGAGUAGUUGUGGAUAGUUAGGUGUACCCCAUCCUGUCACAGGAUCCCAAGACUGGGAAGCACAAAAUCCCUGCCCUUCAGUUUUUUCAUCCAGACAGCCUAAGUGGCAUCCUGUAGUUACCUAAUGAUUUAAAGAUAAA